This is a messenger RNA of Dovyalis caffra, 2070 nucleotides long. NCBI's taxonomy places the organism in Eukaryota, Viridiplantae, Streptophyta, Magnoliopsida, Malpighiales, Salicaceae. The record is from the annotation of a GenBank genome assembly.
AUGGGUUGUUUACUAUGGAUCCGCCAGUCUUUUCUCUCUUUCAUUUUGUUUCACUUGCAUUUUCAAACGACAAGCUCAUUACUUUUCUCUUCAAAUUUCUUCUCCUCACAACAUUUAUGCUCUCAUGACCAGAGUCUUGCUUUGAUUCAAUUCAAAGAUUCCUUUUCCAUUAAUACUUCUGCUUCUUGGGAGGUUUGUGGGCAUCCCAAGACAAAGCUAUGGAAAGAGGGUACAGAUUGCUGCUCAUGGGAUGGGGUGACGUGUGACAAGAAAACUGGGCAAGUAAUUGAGCUUGACCUCGCUUGCAGCAUGCUUUAUGGCACCCUCCAUUCCAAGAGUCCCCUCUUCUCCCUUCAUCAUCUUCAAAAGCUCGACCUCUCUAACAAUCAUUUCAAUAACUCCCAUUUUUCAUCUCGUUUUGGCCAGUUUCCACAUCUGACACAUCUUAACCUCCAUAACACAGGUUUUUCAGGCCGAGUCCCAUCAGAAAUUUCCCAUCUAUCAAAAUUGGUUUCACUUUAUCUCAAUGGUAAUCUUGAUCUGACACUUGAACCAAUUUCCCUUCACAAACUCGUACAGAACUUAACGAAGCUAAGGGAACUUGAUUUGAGUGGCAUCAACAUGUCAUUGGUUGUACCCAAUUCCUUCAUGAAUUUGUCGUCUUCUUUGUCAUUUCUUUCACUCAUGAAUUGUGGAUUGCAAGGGAAAUUCCCUGGUAACAUCUUUCUCCGACCAAACCUUGAAACAAUCUAUUUGUUCGGUAACGAAGGCCUCAUUGGCUCGUUUCGCUCCUCCAAUGAGAGUAGUGCCCUUGCUUACUUGGAUCUUUCUCAGAAUUUGAUCAUUCUUGUUCUUUCAUCCAUCAAUAAAUUGAGGGGAGAGAUUUCAUCUUCUGUUUGCAAUCUAAAAUCCCUGCAAAUCCUGGAUUUGUCCAACAACAGCUUAAGUGGUUUUGUACCACAAUGUUUGGGAAACUUUAGCAAUAGCCUCUCAGAGUUGAAUCUAGGCAUGAACAAUCUUGAAGGCAAUAUUCCUUCAACAUUUUCAGAGGGGAAUAGCUUGGAAUACCUGAACCUCAACGACAACGAAUUGGAAGGGAACAUACCACGAUCCAUCAUCAACUGUACAAAGUUGAAAGUCCUUGAUCUUGGAAACAACAAGAUAGCGGAUGCAUUCCCCUACUUUCUUGAAAUGCUUCAAGAGCUCAAGGUUCUUGUUCUAAGAAGCAAUAGACUAAAGGGAUUCGUGAAGGGUCCUACUACCAAAUAUGCCUUCUCCAAAUUAAGAAUUUUUGACCUCUCCGGCAAUAAUUUCAGUGGCCCAUUGCCAACAAGGUAUUUCAUUGGUCUUGAAGCAAUGAUGACCUUCGAUGAAGAUAUGAUUUACUUGAGGGGGACAAAUUUCACUGGUUAUAAUUAUUCUGUAAGAAUGACAUGGAAAGGGUUGGCAACCAAGUUUUCGAAAAUCCAAAGUACCCUCACAUCAAUUGAUUUGUCAGACAACAAUUUCAGAGGAGACUUGCCAGAUUCCAUCAGAAAGCUUAAAGCAUUUGAACAGCUUAACCUCUCUCACAAGUCCCUUAGAGGUUACAUUCAGCCUUCAUUGGGGACUUUGACCAAUUUGGAAUCGUUAGACCUAUCCUCAAAUUUGCUUAGUGGGAGGAUUCCUAGGCAAUUGGCAGAUCUAACAUUUCUUCAAGUCUUAAACCUUUCAUACAAUCUACUUGAAGGACCCAUACCUGAAGGAAAACAGUUCAACACGUUCGAUCGAGGCUCAUUUGAAGGAAACUUGGGUUUAUGUGGAUUUUCUAUUACGAAAGAAUGCAGCAGUGGAAAGACACCGCCAUUAGCUCCAUCAUGCAUGAAAGGAGGUCAUUCAACAUUGUUUGAAGAAGGAUUUGGGUGGAAAGCUGUGGCAAUGGGGUAUGGUUGCAGAUUUGUGUUUGGAACCACAAUAGGAUACAUUGUGUUUAGAACAGGAAAACCUGCAUGGCUCGUGAGGAUGGUUCAAGGACAGCGGUAUCAGAAGACAAGUAGAACUAAGAGUGCUCGUAUAAAUCCUAUAUUAUGA